Molecule: messenger RNA, 7349 nt
Organism: Neopsephotus bourkii (Bourke's parrot)
Lineage: Eukaryota; Metazoa; Chordata; Aves; Psittaciformes; Psittacidae
Gene: SLC23A2
Product: solute carrier family 23 member 2
Exons: 17
Coding region: 328-2304 (658 amino acids)
Biological process (GO): transmembrane transport; L-ascorbic acid metabolic process
Cellular component (GO): membrane
Molecular function (GO): transmembrane transporter activity
Source: RefSeq, a predicted model, not a curated record
GCCCCGGCCUCGCCGCACUCGCCGCUGCCGCCCGAGCGGAGCCGCAGCCUGCAGCGCCAUUGCCGCCCUCAGCCCGCUAUGGCAGGAAAAGCAGCUGAUGAGGCUGGUUUUACCGGUUAAUUUGAAGUUGCUUCUUUAUCACCAUUCAGGAGCCCUCAUCCAAACAAUGUCAUUGUGCCAUUGAUGCUAAUGAUACUUAAAAGAGCAACUCCGAUGCCCCAGCUGGAUUACUGAGCAUUUCAGAGAUACCUGGACGUGCUGCUGUGGGAAUAAGGAAUUGUCCUUAGUCCUUGGCCCCUCACCCCAGAGCAUCCCCUUGGGGGCUGUAUGCAAGUCCUUGACGUUCUGGAAACGAUGGGGAUUGGUAAGAAUACCACUUCAAAAUCAGUGGAGGCAGGAGGCUCGACAGAAGGCAAAUAUGAGGAUGAAACUAAACAUCCCACCUUUUUCACCCUGCCUGUGGUGAUAAAUGGUGGAGCAACAUCCAGUGGUGACCAGGAUACAGAAGACACCGAGCUGAUGGCCAUCUAUACUACAGAAAAUGGCAUAGCAGAGAAGAGCUCUUUGGCAGAGACACUGGACAGCAGCGGCAGUUUAGAUGCCCAGAGAACUGACAUGAUUUACACCAUCGAAGACGUCCCUCCCUGGUAUCUCUGCAUAUUUUUGGGGUUACAGCAUUACUUGACAUGCUUCAGUGGAACUAUAGCAGUGCCCUUUCUGCUAGCUGAUGCCAUGUGUGUUGGAUUUGACCAGUGGGCUACCAGCCAGUUGAUUGGGACCAUUUUCUUCUGUGUGGGCAUCACUACAUUGCUGCAAACGACUUUUGGGUGCAGGUUACCCUUGUUUCAAGCGAGUGCUUUUGCAUUCUUAGCACCUGCUAGAGCAAUACUGUCCCUGGAGAAGUGGAAGUGUAAUAACACAGAUCUAACAGUUACAAAUGGAACAACAGAACUGCUUCACACUGAGCACAUCUGGUAUCCCAGAAUACGAGAGAUCCAAGGUGCUAUUAUCAUGUCCUCCUUGAUAGAAGUGGUGAUCGGUUUGCUCGGCCUUCCUGGCGCCCUGUUACGAUACAUUGGACCUCUGACCAUCACACCCACUGUUGCUCUCAUUGGCCUCUCUGGUUUCCAAGCUGCUGGAGAAAGAGCAGGCAAACACUGGGGUAUCGCUAUGUUGACUAUUUUCCUAGUAUUGUUGUUUUCUCAAUAUGCCCGAAAUGUAAAGUUUCCUUUACCCAUUUACAAAUCCAAGAAGGGAUGGACAGCCUACAGGCUGCAGCUCUUCAAGAUGUUCCCUAUUAUCUUAGCUAUUUUGGUGUCGUGGUUGCUUUGCUUCAUCUUCACUGUGACAGACGUCUUUCCCCCUGACAGCUCCAAGUACGGCUUCUACGCUCGCACAGACGCACGCCGGGGAGUGCUGUUGGUAGCUCCGUGGUUCAAGGUUCCUUAUCCUUUUCAGUGGGGACUGCCAACAAUUUCAGCUGCUGGAGUAAUAGGAAUGCUCAGCGCCGUUGUUGCCAGCAUUAUUGAAUCAAUAGGAGAUUACUAUGCCUGUGCCAGGUUAUCUUGUGCUCCUCCUCCACCUAUUCAUGCAAUAAACAGAGGGAUUUUUAUUGAGGGUCUCUCCUGUGUUCUGGAUGGAGUAUUUGGGACAGGGAAUGGAUCAACUUCUUCCAGCCCUAACAUUGGUGUCUUGGGCAUCACAAAGGUUGGAAGUCGCAGGGUGAUUCAGUAUGGAGCAGCCUUCAUGCUCCUGCUUGGGAUGGUUGGCAAGUUCAGCGCUCUCUUUGCAUCGCUUCCUGACCCUGUGCUCGGUGCCCUCUUCUGCACUCUCUUUGGGAUGAUCACAGCUGUGGGUCUGUCUAACCUCCAGUUCAUUGACUUAAAUUCUUCUCGGAACCUGUUUGUCCUUGGAUUUUCCAUUUUCUUUGGACUUGUCCUUCCAAGCUAUCUCAAACAAAAUCCACUGGUCACAGGCAUAGCAGGCAUCGAUCAAGUCCUAAACGUCCUUCUCACUACAGCCAUGUUUGUCGGUGGCUGCGUGGCGUUUAUUUUGGAUAACACCAUUCCAGGAAGCCCUGAAGAAAGGGGAAUACAGAAAUGGAAGAAAGGGGUUGGUAAAGGAAGCAAGUCACUGGAUGGCAUGGAAACAUACGAUUUGCCUUUUGGCAUGAACUUUAUUAAGAAAUACAGGUGUUUCAGCUUCCUGCCCAUCAGCCCAACCUUCAUGGGUUACACAUGGAAAGGCUUCAGGAAAAGCAGUAACUGCAGGAGUUCAGAUGAAGACUCAGAAGCUACAGUAUAGCCUUAGCUGAAAUUCUAUUAUCUAGUUGUAGUAAAAGAUGUAUUUGCGGUUUCUUGCUGAUUAAGAAGCAUUAAAAUAUAUGUUUUGUAUAUCUGCAUUUAAAUUCUGGAACCAGAGCUGAGACAGAUUUAAAAGAGAAAAAAAAAAAAAAGCUUUCCUGUUGUGGGUGGUGGCACCAGAUUUAGUGUCUCUGGGUCAAAUCUGAUGCUCCUCUGUGUGAUUCUCAAAUGCUAGAGAUCCUUGCUCACCUAAGCCUGGUUAUUUGAAGUGGGGCUUAGUUUUCCCAAAGUAUGGAGGUGCUAUUGACAGAUGUUCCUACUUAUGGUGAUUGAUGUAAGUCAUUGACUGGUGUUUUUGGCACGUUCAUUGCUGGCAAUGGUAGUUAGGCCAGAAAAUCUGAAUCCAGUGAGAAGAGGGGAGGGGUGGAUUUACUUCUAGUCUUGUCGCAUCCCAUACAUUUGUUUUCUAUGCAUUGAUUUGCACAUUCCAUGUUUUCAGCCCCUUGGAAACCAGACUCUGUUGAUCCUGGCAAAUCAUGAGGGUGUUCCUUUGAAUUCCUGAUAAUUCAGUCCCUGUCCAGCGUUCAGACAGAAAGUUUCUGUGAUAACUUUGCCAAUGAAAACGACUGACUUCUCAUAGCUUAAAGCUGUAGGAGGAGCCACUUACUUCAGCUCAGUUUGCCUUUUCUGCCUGGCAUUUAACCACCUGAUUAGAGUGGCCAGGGCAGGUUUCCUUUAAAGGAUCACAUGUAGCUUUGGUGUUAGAGAGAUGGAAAACUUCAGGCUUCCAGAUGGAGCCCAGUAACAGUUUUUACAGCCCAAUGCCUGUAUCCAGCAGGACAUUUCCUGGAUAAAAGUGCUCAUUUGUUGAGCAGUUUUAAGCAGUUAAUGUGUGUAUCCACACUGCUCUUCAUACAGGGUAAGCCACAUGGUCACAACGCUGCUGGCAUUCCCUGGUUUGGAUCUGUGCUGAAUAUUCCCAAUUGGAUAUCAAGAGACGGUGCUGCCUACAAGCAGCUUAUGUUGCAUUGCCUUUUCUUCUCUCUUUGUGGGGCUUCUGACUGCUGCAGAGGUGAUCUUGAGACACUCCAUUUGAUGUCCUCACCCACUGGAUGGUUUCACGGGUAUUGGGUCCGGUCAGGGCACCAUUCAGAUCUUUUUUUUUCCUGGAAUAGUCUCAGCUCUGAUGUUAUGUGGGUGUUCAUGCUCAUCAUGCAUUCAUAAUUAAAAGUUUUAUUCAUGUUUAAUGUUCUUACUAUUGCAAGUUAGUUUUUAGACUUUCAGUGUGGCCCCAAAAGCGUUUUUAAGCUGUGGAGAUCAUCAGGGAAAUGUAGUGUAAUGUAAUUUCAAGGCCAGUAUGCUCUACGGUGCUUGCAUUUUGUAUUCCUGGGAAAAACCCUAACAGUAGAUCCUGUAUUUCACUCAUAUUUAUCCACGUUUGACUACUGGACAGGAGCGCAGGAACUCUGUUUUCUCUUGAGUCUACUGCCAGGUGAAUUUGUUAUUGAAGCAUGGAAGGGUUGGGGUGGGGAGGGCAAAGGCAAGAGCUUACCAGAUCAGUACUGAGUAGUGUAGCAUUGGAAUGAUUCCAUUGAUAACGUUCUCAGCAUGCCAUGGCUGUUUCCAGAAACUCUUUUAUACCACUUUUUCCCAUAACAAAAGCAUGUGUUUGUUCCUGCUUCAGGGAACUUUCAGUAGUUUGCAGUCUCGGUGUCAAUUGGACUAUGUUGAAAGCUGCUCGGAAGAGUUCUAGUGUAGUAGACAAGGUUAGUAUUGCCUGUGAAACCAAGUGAUUUUAAUCAUUGUUCAAGUUUUCCUCUUCAGGUAGAGAGGGGUUAGAUUUCCACAUCCACUUGCAGGUAGGUUGAGCACGGAGACUCUAAUCAGUGGCACGAAGCUUCCAAAUUUCCCAACUUUAUGUGCAACCAAAGAUGUGUAGGAGACAUGGGAGAGGUAAAAAAUAAAUAUAUAUAUAUAUAUAUAUGAAAGGAAUACAAAUAAAAGCCACCUAUGUACGGUGGUUGUAAGGAUGUAAAAUGCCAAAGUUGGUUAUCCUAUAAGUGUUGAGAAAGGGAGGCAAAAGGUUUUGUUUCAUUUAAACAGUGCCACCUCAGCUCUAUUGGAAUGUCAAGUCCAGCCAUGGCACUGGGCACAGAGCGCCAUGGGGCUUUGCUGGCUUCUCCCCCCAGAUACUCUUGAUAGCAGAAAUGCUGAUGCAGUCAAGAGACGAGGUGAUGAGAAGGGGCAUUUCUCUUCUCUCACCUUGGGCUCUGUGUGUUCUGUAUUGCCAUCAUAUGGAAUGGGUUGGGUUGGAAAGCACCAUAAGAUCGCCCAGUUCCAACCCCCUGCCAUGGGCACCUUCCACUAGACCAGGUUGCCUCAAGCCCAGUCCAUCCUGGCCUUGAAUACAGCUUUCACCAUACUUCAGGCAACCUUUUGUAGUGAGAAGUGACAAUUACAGUGCAACGAAUCCAAGGAUACUUGUUCUUCCUCCUUGGAGCAAAACACUCCUGUCUUGCAGCAGAGGAAAGACCAUCCGAAUAGAUCAGGUCCAGUUACUCUGUUUUAACUGUUGGAUUUAGUUCUUUUUGUGACUUUGGGUCCUACCAUGCUGAUCCUGUUGCCUGGCUGAGGGAAGUGCAGUAGCAUUUAGCCGGCGUGUUUGCUGUUCUAGCCCCUGACCUUAAUAACACUAAAGCAAGUAGUUGUAGUUAGCAGUCAUUUUUGUAACCAGAUCUGUGUCUGUAACAACUCUCUCCACGUUAUUAUGAACAUGAAUGGUUAAAGAGGAGCCUCAGGUUUGUGAAGAUCUGCUGAAGCACUUGUAAUGUGUAGUGAAGGGUUAGGAUGGAGUCAUUGGCAGCCCCUUGACCAUGCGGUUUGCUGCACCGGGCUGUGCUUUGUGGGGAGCAAAGGGUGGAAAGAGAAACUCCCCUUUGUGGUGCACCUGAAUCCGCCCCAGAGCCGCCAGUCAAAACAGAUGCAUUGCUUUGUGAGGGGAAUACCUCUGUAUUCGUGUGGGUUUUGCCAUCGUGGACCUUAAAUCCUCCUUCCAGGUCCACUUUUCCAGGCUGGCUGCUGUGGUGCUGCCGGAUGGUUUGCAGAGGAUGAACUUGCAGUGAUAAAAAGCAUUUCAGUGCAUCAUGUUGGUGGGUUCCAUCCAGGCUUUGCUGUGUGAGGGUGGCUAUAGAGACCCCACUGUAAAUGCUGUACUGUGUUUCUCCUUGCUGUGUUACUGCCUUUCAGGCUGAACUAAAAACCACCUGAGGAAAGUGACACCUGAGAGGUUGAGAUAAGAGGGGAUGAGAUGCUUCAAGCCAGCAUUUGAAGAGAGAAGGGCAAAUAUUCAUGGUAGAAAUCUCAUUUUGUCAUAUCAAAGAUGGUAUCAAUGUAUGCAAAAAAAAACAAAACUUGGGACUUUUGUAAUUGAUAUUCUCUUGUAUUCUUUUGUUUAGGUUAAAUUAAGGAUUCUUGCUAACGUUCAAGCACGUUUUCUAAAGUCAAGACUUGCAAAUUAUACCUCUGGAAAUUGAGGUUUCAUAGCCAAGAGCUAUGACUUCAUGUUGUCAUAUUAGAGUGCUUUGGCAGAGGGACUGAAAUCAGGUACCUCGCUCCUUAAAAGUUCAAACCUUAAACCCAGAAUUUGCUUUUCUGCCUUUUUAAUACUGACUUUCAAUAUGGCAACUUGGUUUGUACAUGAAUAUUGCAGUAUUUUAUUUCCAUAUAUUAAAGAUAACAUUUCCACUCAGGAUCACGAGCGCCGUGGUCCUGGGAGGGAGUGGUAUGAUUGUCAUGACAAUGUCAUGUGAUGGUAGAAUUUCUUCAUUGACGAAUCUAUAGUAGUUGUGUAUACUUUAUUUACCCAUUUUUCUGUUCCUACCAAAAAACGAAAGGGUUUCUUUUCUUGUUCAUCUCCCUACUGAGAUCUUGGUACUCCCGAUGCAGAUUGGCGCUUGCAAACUGAAAUCCUCGGUCCUGCUUAUACCACAAGGAGCAUGUUCAGAGCAUUGCAUCCUAUGUAAAAGGUGUUGGAAAGGGCAUCAUUUGUGGUACAAACAGCACUCCAGGCACACGUGGUUUAACAGCCAGCUUCUAAUGGCUUGAGUGAGCCAUUGGAUGCUGGGAUGCAAUCUAAACCAGCCUGUGCUCGAUUGUGUCUCCAUGUAGAAACGUGCGUGUGCCAGACCAGCACAACCUAUGGUGUUCCUUUCACGUGGCCUUCUGACACCAAAAGCGACUUUAUUGUCCCUCUUUCCUGUUGUUUUAAGGGGGUGGGGAGCAGCGGGUCACUCGUUUUGGCAGAAAACAUCCCUCUUGGUGCAUGUUUCUUAGGAUUUCUUCCGGCUCCCGGCCUUGGGGCCAUGGGAUGACAUGUCCUCUGUGCUCACGUAUCCAUACAGCUCUGACGGGGCAUUGCAGUAUUGGAGGAGGCCACGACUUUGCCAGUGUUUUGCUUCUGCCCAUGGGUCUGGACAGCUUCGUGCUGGGCUGCUUUGAAGUACUGGGGAUCCGUGUUCAGAGCCAUCCUGUCUCGUUCCAGUUUGACUGUGUGUUGUCAGCCGUACCUAUUGCUAGGAGAGGUAAUGGUUAGGAUUGCCUUGUGUGCUCUCUGGCAUUGACUACAUCAUCUUGCUGCCAGUCCAAAUUCUUCUACUUUGUCUCUUUCUAACAACCUUUGGCUUAACAAACUAUUGACUGUUCUUAGGCAGUGGGGAUAAAUAGAUUCCUUUUCUGUUUCCCAUGACUUCGUGACUGACUUGGGCUGUAAAACACUUGGGUUUUGUUAAACAGCAAGAAGAGGGGUUUGUUCUUUUUUCCUUUUUGGGUUUAUUUUUUGUUUUCUGAGAUGUGUAAUUCUUUCAUGGAGGGUUUUUUUUUUUGUAUUAUUAUUAUUUCAUCUUUUUUUUUCUAACAUUGCUUCAUUAAACAACUAAAUAUUUAAAAAUGUAAUAUUUGGACCAGAUGUUGUGAAUAAUAGUAGAUAAAGCUAUUUUAUUCUGUAUUUUUAAAGCUGUUCAGUAUAAAUAAACGCGGGCAUAGAUGCAA